Messenger RNA from Fusarium odoratissimum NRRL 54006, 804 nucleotides. RefSeq lists its product as uncharacterized. NCBI's taxonomy places the organism in Eukaryota, Fungi, Ascomycota, Sordariomycetes, Hypocreales, Nectriaceae. The transcript has a single exon. The coding region runs from base 141 to 716 and encodes 191 amino acids. The record is from RefSeq and is a predicted model, not a curated record.
CGCUUUACCUACUGUCAGCCUUGUGCAAACAUAUGCAACUUUUUAUGGGUAACAAAGCUAUGAGAUCGUUAGCCUGAAAUCCCCCGACCAUCUUGUAUGCGCCAGUAUCUCUCUGUGGCUGCUGAGAUUUAUUAAGUGAUAUGCAUAAAAUGUUUGAUGAUACACCUCGUCCGCCACCACCGGUGCCUCCGCUGCCGCCUGCCCUCAACAAGAAAGCCUCGAGAGAGUCUCCCUUUGUAUUGAAAGUCAGAAACGCGCCAGAAGAAUGGUUCUACCAGCCCCCUGAGCCACCAGCUGACGUCGAUCUCUUUGAGCCCCCAACAGGGCCUUACUUCAUAUACGGAACAUUGAUGGAUCCAAAAAUGCUAGCCAAUGUCCUUGGACUGGAAGAAAAGCCCGCGCUGCGACCCGCCAAGGUCGUAGGCUACUUGCGUAAACUCUGGGGACAGUAUCCCGCUAUGCAAGACGGCCCGCAGGACGCACAAGUCAGUGGUGCUGUCUACUAUGUGCAGUCUGUUGCUCAUGCGAAGAGAUUGGCGGAGUACGAAACCAACAGCUACAGAGCCAAGCCAUGCUUUAUUCAGUAUACAGAUGGAAAGGAGCCUGAUGAGGACUUUGGCCAUGUUUUCAUGUUCGUCGGUAAUCCAAGGGAUCUACAAGAGGGGGAGUUUGAUCUGGGAAAAUGGUUGAAGCGAGUGGGACGAUCAUCUGGAUAAAACAUCAUAAAGAUGAAAAGUGUAAUUGAGCAAGCAAUACAUUAAAAAGACCUUACUCUAUCCCUUGAAGAUCUUGGCGCACACCCCA